AUGGAGUCGAGUCAUAACCACCACAACUUGCAGAUGCUUAGCUCGUACUGACCGGUUGCUCUCCACCUCACCUCGUGUCCUACCACCGCUGAGCGAUCUCCCCGGCAUCCACAGCCACCCUAGCUUCUACACCGUGUUCAAUACUCCGUAUCCACCCAUCCCCUCCUUGAUCGACGCUAGCACCUGUUGGAAUCAACGAUGAUCCCGAAAAUGAUCAACAAAAGAAGAAGAACGGCUGGACCAGGAGUCGAACCUGGGUCGUUUCCAUUAAUCGGAAAAGCUUUGACCUCUAAGCUAUCCGGCCCCUGAUAUCAGUGCAAGGUCUACUAACACCUUCAAUAGCACCAUGUCUCGACCUGCGAUGUCACCACAGCGAUGUCAUCACACACUGCGAUUGACAUCGGUGAGUGACUGACCCCACUUCCCCCGCUUCCCCUGCUCAGCUGUCGAUGCUCGUUUCCGGGUUGGAUCGUCGUUUGAUCAUCCUUGACUACCUCGCAGAUGAUACGAAGGAGGAAGGUGGGAAGGAUGGUCUAAAAAAGGAGGAGGUCGGGCUUGAGGUCCCUACAGAGGGGGACGACCCGUGCGAGGACGACGACGAUGCUCCUGUCACCUUGAGUGCGUUGGCCACAUAUGAGUAGCCUUUCCGGGGACGGUCAGCUGACGGUCUCCGAAUGCCUCGCAGUGGGGAUGAUGAUCAUCUCUUUGAUCGUUUCGGGGACUGGUGGUCUCUUAUUCUUUUUUUAUUGGUACCACUCCGACCCCAUCAAGUUCGCACAGGUCGGGGGCUCGCUCGUGAUCGGCGAGUUUGGGUUAGCUGCCGCGUUGACUAGCCAGCGACGGGAAAAGACUAUCAUGUCAGUGAUGAGCCUGGCCCAAGCUCAUACUACGCUGUAUGAUCUAACCUGUCUGAUGUGUAUGCUUACAGUAACGCCAUGAUAGCCAUGACGAUUCCGAUUGGCAUCGCCGUCACGGGCUUCAUCUUCCUCGCUCUCGCAUUGCUCGAGCUGUCCCCUCUCGCCAUCAUCCUCGACAUACCGGAGGCCACCGUCAGCGCCCUGACCAGCUCGUGUACAUGGUCUGGGUGA
This is a messenger RNA of Microbotryum saponariae, 1088 nucleotides long. The record is from the annotation of a GenBank genome assembly. NCBI's taxonomy places the organism in Eukaryota, Fungi, Basidiomycota, Microbotryomycetes, Microbotryales, Microbotryaceae.